AUGGAAAACCUGAACCCAUAUCAAUCGGAAAAGAAGCCAUUUAUUGGGUAUCAGCAGUUGAAGGCCUUACGUGGAGUUCAGGUUCAUGAAGGUGGUGAUGUGAAGGCAAAUGAAGCAGCACCCUUCAACUAUUCCCCUGACUCGGCUUCGGAUACUUCAUCUCAGGCCACAAUCAAGGCUACCUACAAGACCAGCAUCCCGCUGCCAAAAUCGACUUCGCUCUACUUCCCAUCCUUGCAGAAUGCCGCUGGCCCAAAACCAUCCUGCCCUCCUCUUUACUCACUCAAUGGUCCCAAGGAAUUGCCCAGCUACGAGGGGCCCAAUGAUGGUGCCAUCGGAAUGCCGAAAGACAUUCAGAGAGCCAUUGAUGAGUCUGAAAAAGGGUCCGUUGAAGCUUUUAGAGACCGUCGACCAAACCUCGUUCCUCCUCGUCAACUGCCCAAGAGCAAGACCCUGGGAAUCCUCCACCCAAAGGCAGAUAUCCUGCCUGAGCCCCCUCUCUAUCCAAUCCACAAAGGGGCCCAGUGUUACUGUGAGGACCCUAAUGCGGAUUCGUUGACCGUCGACAAGUAUGGACGUGUUUCUCAGCGCAGCGCCUCCGUCGAAGCUCCGUCUCCUGGUGACAUUGUUGAUAUAAAAGUGGUCAAAGUUGCGAAGCCAUACGGCUACUGGCUUGGGAGACUUGUUACGUUGAUGAACAGUUUCCGCUAUGAAGCCGCUUUCAACGAGCCUGAUCCUCUCACUGGCUAUGGAAUCGCAGGUAAUACCAUCGAAGGCAAGGCUCCGAUGUCUGUCAAUCUGGACGACUACUACAUCAAGCGUGCCUUUAUGGUGUUGGAGAGAGCUUGCCUCACUUCUGAAGCCAGUGCUAGCUUGACUGAGUUCAAAGACGCGUACUCUAGACGUUUCGGCCGCAAAUUUUCCCAGCGCUUCGCCACUGAAAUCGAUAAGGGAUACCCUAAAUCUGAGAAGACUGGUGGAAAAGGUGAAACUGGGGUCAUGGAUAUUUUCCGCUCGGUCCGAAAGAGUUUCGGUUAA
Messenger RNA from Microsporum canis CBS 113480, 1038 nucleotides. RefSeq lists its product as hypothetical. The transcript is spliced from 2 exons. NCBI's taxonomy places the organism in Eukaryota, Fungi, Ascomycota, Eurotiomycetes, Onygenales, Arthrodermataceae. The record is from RefSeq and is a predicted model, not a curated record. Bases 1 to 1038 code for a protein of 345 amino acids.